AUGUUGCGGGUGCAGAUGAUGGCUACUGGCCAGGAGGUGGCUUGCCUGUCGGAGGAGGAGUUCCUGUGCGUUACCGGCGACACUGCUACGGGCCACGUGCGCGCCCUGAAGCUCCGUCUCCAAGGGCUCUGUGGGCAACCCCGGUUUCGACAACGGCUCCUGCAAGAAGACGGGCGAAUUUUGCCUGAAGAGGCGGUUCUGGAAACACCUUGCCUGCUGCACCUGGUAAUCUUGGACUUUGCUGAAACCUCAGGCGAUCAUAUUGACAGGCUGAUCUAUGCAGUGCUAGACGACGACGCAACACAACUAGAAGCAAUCUUGCAGCGACCCCAAGAUCCAAACCGAACGGCGCAACACAACAUGACAGCCUUACAUGUUGCAGCUAGGUCUGGCAGGGAAGUCGCCACAGGGCUGCUGCUCGAAGCUGGUGCGGGAACCGACCAAACUGAUGACGAUGGAGACACACCACUGUUCAUGGCAGCUCAGCAUGACCACUUGGAAGUGGCGCGCUUGUUGCUGGGGUUUGGAGCCGAAAAGGACCUGGUCAACGCAGAUGGAGCCACGCCUCUUUUCCUCGCAGCUCAGCACGGCCACUUGGAAGUGGCGCGCUUGUUGCUGCAAUUCGGUGCGGACAAGGACCUGGCCAUACCAAGUCGAGCCACGCCGCUUUUCGUCGCAGCUGGGAACGGCCACUUGGAAGUAGCACGUUUGUUGCUGGAGCUUGGUGCGGACAAGGACCUGACCACAGCAAAUCGAGCCACGCCGCUUUUCAUGGCAGCUCAGAACGGCCACUUGGAAGUGGCACGUUUGUUGCUUGAAUUUGGUGCGGACAAGGACUUGGCCGCUGCAACCGGAGCCACGCCUCUCUUCAUCGCAGUCGGGAACGGCCACUUGGAAGUGGCACGUUUGUUGCUGGAGUUUGGAGCGGACAAGGACCUGGCCGCAGCAACCGGAGACACGCCACUUUACGUCGCAGCUCAGAACGGCCACUUGGAAGUGGCGCGCUUGUUGCUAGAGCUUGGUGCGAACAAAGACCUGGCCAACGCAGAUGGAACCACGCCACUUGUCAUCGCAGCUCAGAGCGGCCACAUGGAAGUGGCACGUUUGUUGCAAGAACUGUAA
This is a messenger RNA of Symbiodinium natans, 1122 nucleotides long. The record is from the annotation of a GenBank genome assembly. NCBI's taxonomy places the organism in Eukaryota, Dinophyceae, Suessiales, Symbiodiniaceae.